Messenger RNA from Oncorhynchus nerka (sockeye salmon), 4860 nucleotides. RefSeq names its product mucin-2-like. The coding region runs from base 1 to 4860 and encodes 1619 amino acids. The transcript is spliced from 4 exons. NCBI's taxonomy places the organism in Eukaryota, Metazoa, Chordata, Actinopteri, Salmoniformes, Salmonidae. The record is from RefSeq and is a predicted model, not a curated record.
AUGGUACCCACAACAAGUGGAGAAGUAGCAACAAAGGAAGAAACCACAACUGAGACGAUCACAUCUACAAAGCCACCUAAAGUAGUCACCACUGGUGAAGAAACAACAGGGCCAGUUGGCAUUACUUCCAAUCCCACGACUUCAACAACAACGACAAAGGCACCCACCACAAAUGCAGAGGAAAUUACACCUACCACAGGUGGAACUACAACAGUUGAAGAAACCACAACGGAGACUAUUCCAUCUACAUCCACAAAGCCACCUAAAGAAUUCACCACUGGCCCAACAACCACUUCCACCACUGUAAUUGUUGAAACCUCUACCUCAACACCACAGCCCACAUCAACAGGUGAAGAAACAACAGGACCAGUUGGCAUUACUUCCAAUCCCACGACUUCAACGACAACAACUGCGGAGGUAAUUACACCUACCACAGGUGGAACUACAAAAGUUGAAGAAAACACAACGGAGACUAGUCCAUCUACAUCCACAAAGCCACCUAAAGAAUUCACCACUGGCCCAACAACCACUUCCACCACUGUAAUUGUUGAAACCUCUACCUCAACACCUCAGCCCACAUCAACAGGUGAAGAAACAACAGGGCCAGUUGGCAUUACUUCCAAUCCCACGACUUCAACCACAACAACUGCAGAGGUAAUUACACCUACCACAAGUGGAACGACAAAAGUUGAAGAAAACACAACGGAGACUAUUCCAUCUACAUCCACAAAGCCACCUAAAGAAUUCACCACUGGCCCAACAACCACUUCCACCACUGUAAUUGUUGAAACCUCUACCUCAACACCACAGCCCACAUCAACAGGUGAAAAAACAACAGGGCCAGUUGGCAUUACUUCCAAUCCCACGACUUCAACCACAACAACUGCAGAGGUAAUUACACCUACCACAGGUGGAACUACAACAGUUGAAGAAACCACAACGGAGACUAUUCCAUCUACAUCCACAAAGCCACCUAAAGAAUUCACCACUGGCCCAACAACCACUUCCACCACUGUAAUGGUUGAAACCUCUACCUCAACACCACAGCCCACAUCAACAGGUGAAGAAACAACAGGGCCAGUUGGCAUUACUUCCAAUCCCACGACUUCAACCACAACAACUGCAGAGGUAAUUACACCUACCACAGGUGGAACUACAACAGUUGAAGAAACCACAACGGAGACUAUUCCAUCUACAUCCACAAAGCCACCUAAAGAAUUCACCACUGGCCCAACAACCACUUCCACCACUGUAAUUGUUGAAACCUCUACCUCAACACCACAGCCCACAUCAACAGGUGAAGAAACAACAGGGCCAGUUGGCAUUACUUCCAAUCCCACGACUUCAACAACAACGACAAAGGCACCCACCACAAAUGCAGAGGAAAUUACACCUACCACAGGUGGAACUACAACAGUUGAAGAAACCACAACGGAGACUAUUCCAUCUACAUCCACAAAGCCACCUAAAGAAUUCACCACUGGCCCAACAACCACUUCCACCACUGUAAUUGUUGAAACCUCUACCUCAACACCACAGCCCACAUCAACAGGUGAAGAAACAACAGGACCAGUUGGCAUUACUUCCAAUCCCACGACUUCAACGACAACAACUGCGGAGGUAAUUACACCUACCACAGGUGGAACUACAAAAGUUGAAGAAAACACAACGGAGACUAUUCCAUCUACAUCCACAAAGCCACCUAAAGAAUUCACCACUGGCCCAACAACCACUUCCACCACUGUAAUUGUUGAAACCUCUACCUCAACACCACAGCCCACAUCAACAGGUGAAGAAACAACAGGGCCAGUUGGCAUUACUUCCAAUCCCACGACUUCAACCACAACAACUGCAGAGGUAAUUACACCUACCACAGGUGGAACGACAAAAGUUGAAGAAAACACAACAGAGACUAUUCCAUCUACAUCCACAAAGCCACCUAAAGAAUUCACCACUGGCCCAACAACCACUUCCACCACUGUAAUUGUUGAAACCUCUACCUCAACACCACAGCCCACAUCAACAGGUGAAAAAACAACAGGGCCAGUUGGCAUUACUUCCAAUCCCACGACUUCAACCACAACAACUGCAGAGGUAAUUACACCUACCACAGGUGGAACUACAACAGUUGAAGAAACCACAACGGAGACUAUUCCAUCUACAUCCACAAAGCCACCUAAAGAAUUCACCACUGGCCCAACAACCACUUCCACCACUGUAAUGGUUGAAACCUCUACCUCAACACCACAGCCCACAUCAACAGGUGAAGAAACAACAGGGCCAGUUGGCAUUACUUCCAAUCCCACGACUUCAACGACAACAACUGCGGAGGUAAUUACACCUACCACAGGUGGAACUACAACAGUUGAAGAAACCACAACUGAGACUAUUCCAUCUACAUCCACAAAGCCACCUAAAGAAUUCACCACUGGCCCAACAACCACUUCCACCACUGUAAUUGUUGAAACCUCUACCUCAACACCACAGCCCACAUCAACAGGUGAAGAAACAACAGGGCCAGUUGGCAUUACUUCCAAUCCCACGACUUCAACCACAACAACUGCAGAGUCUAUUCCAUCUACAUCCACAAAGCCACCUAAAGAAUUCACCACUGGCCCAACAACCACUUCCACCACUGUAAUUGUUGAAACCUCUACCUCAACACCACAGCCCACAUCAACAGGUGAAGAAACAACAGGACCAGUUGGCAUUACUUCCAAUCCCACGACUUCAACGACAACAACUGCGGAGGUAAUUACACCUACCACAGGUGGAACUACAAAAGUUGAAGAAAACACAACGGAGACUAUUCCAUCUACAUCCACAAAGCCACCUAAAGGAUUCACCACUGGCCCAACAACCACUUCCACCACUGUAAUUGUUGAAACCUCUACCUCAACACCACAGCCCACAUCAACAGGUGAAGAAACAACAGGGCCAGUUGGCAUUACUUCCAAUCCCACGACUUCAACCACAACAACUGCAGAGGUAAUUACACCUACCACAGGUGGAACUACAACAGUUGAAGAAACCACAACGGAGACUAUUCCAUCUACAUCCACAAAGCCACCUAAAGAAUUCACCACUGGCCCAACAACCACUUCCACCACUGUAAUUGUUGAAACCUCUACCUCAACACCACAGCCCACAUCAACAGGUGAAGAAACAACAGGGCCAGUUGGCAUUACUUCCAAUCCCACGACUUCAACAACAACGACAAAGGCACCCACCACAAAUGCAGAGGAAAUUACACCUACCACAGGUGGAACUACAACAGUUGAAGAAACCACAACGGAGACUAUUCCAUCUACAUCCACAAAGCCACCUAAAGAAUUCACCACUGGCCCAACAACCACUUCCACCACUGUAAUUGUUGAAACCUCUACCUCAACACCACAGCCCACAUCAACAGGUGAAGAAACAACAGGACCAGUUGGCAUUACUUCCAAUCCCACGACUUCAACGACAACAACUGCGGAGGUAAUUACACCUACCACAGGUGGAACUACAAAAGUUGAAGAAAACACAACGGAGACUAUUCCAUCUACAUCCACAAAGCCACCUAAAGAAUUCACCACUGGCCCAACAACCACUUCCACCACUGUAAUUGUUGAAACCUCUACCUCAACACCUCAGCCCACAUCAACAGGUGAAGAAACAACAGGGCCAGUUGGCAUUACUUCCAAUCCCACGACUUCAACCACAACAACUGCAGAGGUAAUUACACCUACCACAAGUGGAACGACAAAAGUUGAAGAAAACACAACGGAGACUAUUCCAUCUACAUCCACAAAGCCACCUAAAGAAUUCACCACUGGCCCAACAACCACUUCCACCACUGUGAAGAAACAACAGGACCAGUUGGCAUUACUUCCAAUCCCACGACUUUCAACGACAACAACUGCGGAGGUAAUUACACCUACCACAGGUGGAACUACAAAAGUUGAAGAAAACACAACGGAGACUAGUCCAUCUACAUCCACAAAGCCACCUAAAGAAUUCACCACUGGCCCAACAACCACUUCCACCACUGUAAUUGUUGAAACCUCUACCUCAACACCUCAGCCCACAUCAACAGGUGAAGAAACAACAGGGCCAGUUGGCAUUACUUCCAAUCCCACGACUUCAACCACAACAACUGCAGAGGUAAUUACACCUACCACAGGUGGAACUACAACAGUUGAAGAAAACACAACAGAGACUAUUCCAUCUACAUCCACAAAGCCACCUAAAGAAUUCACCACUGGCCCAACAACCACUUCCACCACUGUAAUUGUUGAAACCUCUACCUCAACACCACAGCCCACAUCAACAGGUGAAAAAACAACAGGGCCAGUUGGCAUUACUUCCAAUCCCACGACUUCAACCACAACAACUGCAGAGGUAAUUACACCUACCACAGGUGGAACUACAACAGUUGAAGAAACCACAACGGAGACUAUUCCAUCUACAUCCACAAAGCCACCUAAAGAAUUCACCACUGGCCCAACAACCACUUCCACCACUGUAAUUGUUGAAACCUCUACCUCAACACCACAGCCCACAUCAACAGGUGAAGAAACAACAGGGCCAGUUGGCAUUACUUCCAAUCCCACGACUUCAACGACAACAACUGCGGAGGUAAUUACACCUACCACAGGUGGAACUACAACAGUUGAAGAAACCACAACUGAGACUAUUCCAUCUACAUCCACAAAGCCACCUAAAGAAUUCACCACUGGCCCAACAACCACUUCCACCACUGUAAUUGUUGAAACCUCUACCUCAACACCACAGCCCACAUCAACAGGUGAAGAAACAACAGGGCCAGUUGGCAUUACUUCCAAUCCCCGACUUCAACCACAACAACUGCAGAGGUAA